UCUUCUUAUCGCAAGCAGUUAUGAAUUCAUAGUCCUGCUCACACGUGGGGUGGGGCCGGGGAGGAAGGGGAGUAGGAGGGAUUUGGGGGUUCCCCGCCUCCCUCCCUUGUCCACCCCUCGCCUUCCAUCCAUCCACCUGGAGUUCCUGAGCGGCUCGUGCGUGGGGCGGAACCGCAGGCAGAGAGAUGGCAGGAAGAGAAGAGGCACAGUCCCCUACUCCCUCCAGGCCUGCGUGCUUCCUGGGGGAGAUGGGUGCACCCCGCCCUGGAGAUUAAACCAGAAGAAAAUGAUGUGGUGACCCUUUCUGAGCCCAGCUAUUCCAUAUGGAAUGCAGUGUCCCAUGCCCUCCAUAAAACGCUGUUGAACAAAACUGAGAUGGGAUCUAAAGCAUACAGAAACAUGGACCGGCUUCUUCCAUGCCAGAAUUCAGUAACCUUCAAUGAUGUGCAUGUGAAAUUCAGCCAAGAAGAGUGGGCUUUGCUGGAACCUUCCCAGAAACAACUCUACAAAGAUGUAAUGCUAGAGACCUGUAAAAACCUCACUGCUAUAGGCUACAAUUGGGAAGAUCAUAAUAUCGAAGAACAUUUUCAAAGUUCUACAAGUAAUAAAAGGCAUGAAAGCAAUCAUACUGGAGAGAAACCCUUAAAAUGCACUCUGUGUGGUAAAGCCUUCUCCUAUAUCACUGUUCUCAUACGGCAUAAAAGAACACACACAGGAGAGAAGUCUUACAAAUGUAAUCAAUGUGGUAAAGCCUUUGCAACAAACAGUCAUCUCCUGUGGCAUAAAAGAACACACACUGGAAAGAAACCUUAUGAAUGUAACCAGUGUGGUAAAGCCUUUGCACAAAACAGUCAUCUCAUAAGCCAUAAAAGAACACACACUGGAGAGAAACCUUAUGAAUGUAAUGAGUGUGGUAAAGCCUUUGCAGAAAACAGUACUCUCUUAAACCAUAAAACAACACACACUGGAGAGAAACCUUAUGAAUGUAAUGAGUGUGGUAAACCCUUUGCACGAAACAGUUAUCUCUUAAGCCAUAAAAGAACACACACUGGAGAAAAACCUUAUGAAUGUAACCAGUGUGGUAAAGCCUUUGCUCGAAACAGUACUCUCAUACGGCAUAAAAGAACACACACUGGAGAGAAACCUUAUGAAUGUAACCAGUGUGGAAAAGCCUUUGCGGAAAACAGUAAUCUCUUAAGCCAUAAAAGAACACAUACUGAAGAGAAACCUUAUGAAUGUAACCAGUGUGGUAAAGCCUUUGCACGAAACCGUACUCUCUUAAGCCAUAAGAGAACGCACACUGGACAGAAACCUUACGAAUGUAACCAGUGUGAUAAAGCCUUUGCACAAAACAGUCAUCUCAUAAGCCAUAAAAGAACACACACUGGAGAGAAACCUUAUGAAUGUAACCAAUGUGGUAAAGCCUUUGCAGAAAACAGGACUCUCUUAAGCCACAAAAGAACACACAGUGGAGAGAAACCUUAUGAAUGUAACCAGUGUGGUAAAGCCUUUACAGAAAACAGGACUCUCUUAAGCCACAAAAGAGCACACAGUGGAGAGAAACCUUAUGAAUGUAACCAGUGUGGUAAAGCCUUUGUACAAAACUGUCGUCUCAUAAGCCACAAAAGAACACACAGUGGAGAGAAACCUUAUGAAUGUAACCAGUGUGGUAAAGCCUUUGCAGAAAAUAGCAAACUCAUGCGGCAUAAUAGAACACAUACUGGAAAGAAACCUUAUAUGUAUACUCAACAUGAUAAAGCCCUUGCACAACAGAGUAGUCUCCGAAAACAUGAAAAAACACACAGUGGAGAGAAGCCUGGUGAUUGUAAUUAGUGUGAUAAAACCUUUGCAUGUAACAGUCAUCUCCUAAGACAACAACACAUUCUGGAGGGAAACCACAUGAAUAUAACUAUGUGGCAAAACGUUUGCAUGUAACAUCUCUUAAUACAUAAAGGAACACAUACUGUAAAGAAGCUGUCUGACUGCAUCCAAUGUGAAUAAACUUUUGCACUUCAGAAUCAUCUUCAAACUCAUGAAAGAAAUCCUAAUGGACAGAAAGCCUACGAAUGCUUUUAACAUGGUGAAACCAUUAUAUAUUUGUAUAAUUUUCAUCAUCAUGAAAGGAUUCAUACUGGAGAGAACUUAUGAAUGUGUUAAAACAGUGAGGCCUUGCACAAAUCUAGAGUCAUCAUCAUCAUAAAAGUAUCCUUACUGGAGAGGAGUUCUGCGAUUAUAAGCAUUGUGGAGAAGCCUUUGUGUUCUUUGGUCCACUGAAAUCCAACAGAACUGUAAAACUAGCUCAAUGGAAAUGACCUCCCCUUUCUGAAGGGGAAAGGGAAUAGGGGCAAUAGGAAUGGAACGUAGUCAUGGGGCAGAGAAGGGAGGGGGAUUACAAUUUGAAUUUAAAGUAAAUAAACUUAUUUUUAAAACAAUACAA
Molecule: messenger RNA, 2437 nt
Organism: Meriones unguiculatus (Mongolian gerbil)
Lineage: Eukaryota; Metazoa; Chordata; Mammalia; Rodentia; Muridae
Product: zinc finger protein 431-like
Exons: 5
Coding region: 376-1833 (485 amino acids)
Biological process (GO): regulation of transcription by RNA polymerase II
Molecular function (GO): RNA polymerase II cis-regulatory region sequence-specific DNA binding; DNA-binding transcription factor activity, RNA polymerase II-specific
Source: RefSeq, a predicted model, not a curated record